AUGUCUGCAGACGAUCAAGCUUUCUUAGAUAUUCUCUCCUCGGUUCCCAACGAUGUCAAGAGGUACUCAUCAGAUGUUGCUGAUUAUGUCGACAAGCAUCUCGAAAAAGUCUCGAACACGUUGAGAGACGCUCUAUCCUCUUCGAAAUGGAUUCCCGAAUCUGCGCGACCAAAACCACCUCCGCCGCCACCGAGGAGAUUCGAAAUGUCUGUUUCUCCGUCACUACUUGUGAAGCUUCAAAGUUGGGUACUCAAUCAUAAAAUCUUGACUACCUUCAUUGUUCUUGCCAUCGGAGGCGUCACAUAUAAAGUCAUAAGGAGGAAGGUCAACCGGAAGAAACGCAGAGCCAAGCGCGCGAGCAAUGGAGCGAGACUUGAGGUUGUGGUGAUUGCUGGGUCUCCUUCUGAGCCUAUCACUCGGUCCAUCUCCCUGGAUUUGGAAAGAAGAGGCUUCAUUGUCUAUAUUGUGUGCAACACUAUCGAGGAAGAAGUUCUAGUUCAAAAUGAAUCCAGACCGGAUAUCAAGCCGUUGAUGCUUGAUAUCGUGGAUCCCGAAAGCGCCCGAGCUUCAAUCGAGCGCUUUACAAUUCACCUACAAUCACCUCAUGCCGCUUUCCAAGGUGCCAAACCACACCAUCUAUCCCUCUGCUCACUGAUCCUCAUCCCAUCACCAUCCUACCCUUCCUCACCAAUCGCCACACUGUCCCCCUCAACACUCUCGGAUCUCCUCAAUACUCGACUCUUAACACCAAUCCUAACAACACAAACCUUCCUCCCACUCCUCCAAUCUUCGCCUCUACAACACCCAUACCUCCACACUCAACCAAAAUCUCAGCAAGCCAAGAAACCUUCAGUCCUCCUUUUAACACCAAGCAUAAUCUCUUCCCUCUCGCCCUCCUUCCACCUCCCGGAGUCCCUAAUAUCAACCGCCCUAACAACCUUCACUCAAACUCUAACUUCCGAACUCCUCCCUCUUGACAUCCCAGUCACACACCUGCAACUCGGCUCCUUUGACGUCUCUUCCUUCUCACCACACAACAAAGCCCUCGUCCCCACUACACAAUCCCAGCGCGCCGAGACCUUAAAGUGGGAUGAAGGCACCCGACAAGCUUACGCCCGAAACUUCGUUGCUGUAAGUAGCAAGGGAGCUGGCGGCGUAGGAGCUAUCGGGAAAGGAAGUUCGCUGAGAGAACUCAACAACGCGGUAUUCGACGCUAUGACUUCAGGAAAGGCCGGGACGGUUAGAGUUGGUAUGGGAAGUAGAACUUACGGGUUUGUGGGAUGCUGGGUGCCACGAGGAUUAGUGGGAUGGAUGAUGGGCGUUAGGAAAGUAGGACAGAAUAAGAGCGAGUUUGGACGGGGCGGUGAUAGUUUGGUGCCGAGUAGGAGUACGAGUCCUGGGAGUGCGAGCACGGGGAACGUGCAUGGUUUGAGGGAGAGCGAGUAUAUUUCCGUGUAUCAGGAGGAUGGCAAUCAUCCGUUGCCUGAGGGCGAGUUUCCUGAGGGUCACGCUGGAAGCUAUGGUCAUGAUCACUAGAUUGAUGCACGGCUGAGGGCUGCUGGAGUUUGGGGAUUUGGUCGAGGCGUAGAGUAUGGAAUUUGGGUAGACGCAUAGGAUGGAAAUCUCCAAUCAAGGAAUAGGCAUGGACGUAGUAUCAAACUUCACUUCACUUUAGUCAAUGAGAUAGAAAAUGCCUCACUCUACC
Molecule: messenger RNA, 1705 nt
Organism: Mollisia scopiformis
Lineage: Eukaryota; Fungi; Ascomycota; Leotiomycetes; Helotiales; Mollisiaceae
Product: DUF1776-domain-containing protein
Exons: 3
Coding region: 1-1536 (511 amino acids)
Source: RefSeq, a predicted model, not a curated record